UCGCGAUCGAAACUGUAUCAAAAAAAAUUAGACAAAUAUUUCGGGCUCAGCAUACAUGUUUUUCUUAAAAAAAAUACAAAGCCACAGAGAGGUUUAUGAAACAUCCAAACCGUUAUAAAAUUCAAUGCCAAGUGUGUGUUUAUCUAAAAGUGUAUAUAAACACAGAUAGAAUUGUUGUUUGCUCACGGCUGCUGAUUAUGGCCGCGGAGUCAAUAGCGAAAUAACCAUAGAGCUAAUUGCAUUGGACAGUGGCGGUCUCGGCAAAUGAGAAUUAAUUAAUUUAUUACAGAAAAACAGGCAUAAAAAGAACGCAUUUAAAUCCAUCCGACAUCGGAAAAGUAAUUAAUUUCAGCGGGAUUGCAAUGAAGCGAAAAUGCCCCUGAAGAUGCAUUGCAGCUCGUAAAUAAAACCAAAGGUCGAACCAAAAUACAAGAUCUAGCAACGGAGAAGUUACUCCUUUUGGGAAUAUCAUCAUUCUCAUUAGGAAACCAAACCAAAGGAAACCAAAAACAAAACAAAAACUUAGUGCCAUGGCCACGAACCUAAUCGAGGAGGAAUCGCGCGUCGACUUUUUACCCGGAGCCGAGGAGGAAGCGGAAUUCGAGCGCUUGUAUGCAGCCCCCGCUGAGAUUGUGGCCCUGCUGUCCAUCUUUUAUGGUGGCAUCAGCAUUGUGGCUGUCAUCGGCAACACGCUGGUCAUCUGGGUGGUGGCCACCACCAGACAGAUGCGCACGGUGACCAAUAUGUAUAUAGCCAAUUUGGCCUUUGCCGACGUCAUCAUUGGCCUGUUCUGCAUACCAUUUCAGUUCCAGGCUGCCCUGCUGCAGAGUUGGAAUCUGCCUUGGUUCAUGUGCAGCUUCUGUCCCUUUGUCCAGGCCCUCAGCGUCAAUGUCUCGGUGUUCACGUUGACCGCCAUUGCCAUUGAUCGGCAUCGGGCCAUCAUUAAUCCACUUAGGGCACGUCCUACAAAGUUCAUAUCGAAGUUCAUAAUUGGCGGAAUCUGGCUGCUGGCCCUGCUCUUCGCCGUGCCCUUUGCCAUAGCCUUUCGGGUGGAGGAAUUGACCGAGAGGUUCCGCGAGAACAAUGAGACCUUCAAUAUGACGCGACCGUUCUGCAUGAACAAGAACCUAUCGGAUGAUCAACUGCAAACGUUCCGAUACACGCUGGUCUUUGUGCAGUAUCUGGUUCCCUUCUGUGUCAUCAGCUUUGUCUACAUCCAGAUGGCGGUGCGCCUGUGGGGCACCCGGGCUCCGGGCAAUGCCCAGGAUUCACGGGACAUAACGCUGCUGAAAAACAAGAAGAAGGUCAUAAAAAUGCUGAUUAUCGUGGUCAUUAUCUUUGGCCUGUGCUGGCUGCCGCUGCAGCUCUAUAAUAUUCUGUAUGUGACGAUUCCGGAAAUCAACGACUACCAUUUCAUCAGCAUCGUCUGGUUCUGCUGCGACUGGCUGGCCAUGAGCAAUAGCUGCUACAAUCCCUUUAUUUAUGGCAUCUACAACGAAAAGUUUAAGAGGGAAUUCAAUAAACGCUUCGCUGCCUGUUUUUGCAAGUUUCAAACGAGCCUGGAUGCCCACGAAAGGACCUUCUCGAUGCACACACGUGCCAGCUCGAUAAGGUCGACAUAUGCCAACUCUUCCAUGCGAAUUCGUAGUAAUCUCUUUGGAGCAGCCCGCGGUGGUGGUCUCAACGGCAGCAGCGGCGGUGGCAAGACGGGUUUGCAUUUGCCACGGGUACAUGGAAGCACUGGUAGUGGCGGAACUUACAACGGCGGUCAGAACAACAAUGGCCAUGGGCUUCAUCAUCACCAUCAUCACCAGAGUGUGGUUACCUUUGCCGCUCCCGGCUCCUGUGUGGCUGUUGGUGGCGUUGGCCACACAGGCGUUUCGAUGCCGCCCUGGCGUCGCAACAAUUUCAAGCCCCUGCACCCCAAUGUCAUCGAGUGCGAAGACGAUAUGGCACUCAUGGAGCUGCCAUCGACAACGCCGCCCAGCGAGGAGAUGGCCAGCACCACGGGAGUACAGCUGGCCCUGCUCAGCAGGGAGAACUCCAGCUGUAUUUGCGAGCAGGAGUUUGGCAGCCAAACGGAGUGCGACGGCACCUGUAUACUCAGCGAGGUGUCGCGUGUCCACCUGCCGGGAUCGCAGGCCAAGGACAGGGAGCGGGAGGUGGUGGGCAAGUCCCUGUGGCAACCGCUCUAAGUUAAUUUCCAGUAAUUUAAGUUCUAGCCGUGUUCCACGGACACAUUCCCGUUCGUUAAUACGUAAGCCACUCGACAACCAUUAGGUGUGUUUCUCCCCGAAGAAAACUCUGUGGAAAUAUUGAUUUUUUUUUGUAAGGACAUCAAUGUAUUUGUGGAUUACGGCCACUUAAGCCAUUUUCCACAGAAAUAUUUGGACCAUUUCAUAUAUGAAUUCCCCUAAAUUCCCUUAAAUGCGAAUGUGCCUCUGGAACCUGGCUAUUAGCUCUGUGAUUUCGUCUUAAUGAAAUGUGAUUACAAAUCCCCUGCAGAACGGUUUGUAUUGAUUGAGUGUGAAUGCUGGUCGUGAGCCAUGUACAGUAUUAUAAUUAAUUGUAACAUCGAAGUGCGUUCCUUAAAGCACAAUACGUAAAUGUUUAUUAAAACAAAACCCACACAACUUUGUCCACCAUUUUGUUUGAACUCCAUUAAAGUUCUUUCGAAGCCAAAAUUCACCAAAUCAAAUAAAAAGCAAACAAAAAACUUAAAAAGCACCUGCAAUCAAUUAAGUAGCAUUAAGCUAAAUUAUUUAAAUAGUUGUAUUAAAAAAAUCCGAUUAUGUAUUAAACACACAAUCACAUCCUAAAGUAUGUAUGGAAAUGAAAUGUACAAUAUUUGUCAUGAAAAAAAAAAAAGAAAAAAACAGAAAGGCUAAUUAAUGUAAUUAUUAUUGUAUUAAAUUACCAAAACGAAUAAACAUUUCGAGUCAUUAAGCAAACCAA
Drosophila kikkawai is the source of this 2955-nucleotide messenger RNA. It is a transcript of the gene Lkr, whose product is annotated as Leucokinin receptor. Gene Ontology annotation, molecular function: neuropeptide Y receptor activity. Gene Ontology annotation, cellular component: plasma membrane. NCBI's taxonomy places the organism in Eukaryota, Metazoa, Arthropoda, Insecta, Diptera, Drosophilidae. The record is from RefSeq and is a predicted model, not a curated record. Gene Ontology annotation, biological process: G protein-coupled receptor signaling pathway.